CAAAUUGCAAAUGGAUAGCGAACGUUCCUUCAAAGUGCCGCCGGAAACGGAGAGGUUUCUCUGCGAACGGUUGCUGGACGAAAAGCAGCCCAUCUCAGAGCGGUUUAGAGUCCUAUUUUCUCUCCGCAACCUCCGAGGCGUCGCACCCCGCACUGCGCUCAUCCAAGCAACUAGGGAUACUUCAAACCUGCUUGCACAUGAGGCUGCAUUUGCUUUGGGUCAAAUACAAGAUGCUGAAGCUAUCCCUGCAUUAGAAGCUGUUCUAAAUGAUCUUUCGUUGCAUCCCAUUGUGCGCCACGAGGCUGCAGAAGCUCUUGGUGCAAUAGGCUUGCAAUGUAAUGUACCACUUCUUAAGAAUAGUUUGGCGUCAGAUCCAGCUCAGGAAGUUAGAGAGACAUGUGAACUAGCCCUGAGUCGGAUUGAUGGGUUGAAGAAUACUUCUGUGACUGAGGCAUCCCCUUUCUUGUCAGUGGACCCUGCUGCUCCUGCUGCUUGUUCUUCUGUAGAAGAACUCAGGGAAGUUCUACUGAAUGAAGACAAGAGCAUGUACGAGCGGUAUUCUGCUCUUUUUGCUCUUAGAAACCUUGGGCAAGACGAAGCUGUUUCUGCUAUUGUUGAGUCUUUAGGUGCCAAUAGUGCUCUACUGCGGCAUGAGGUUGCUUAUGUCUUGGGCCAACUGCAGAACAAGAAAGCUUCAGAUGCCCUUUCACAGGUUCUUAGAGAUGUAAAUGAACAUCCUAUGGUUCGACACGAAGCAGCAGAGGCUCUUGGCUCUAUAGCAGAUGAAGAAUCGAUUGCUCUGCUGGAGGAAUUUUCCAAGGACCCCGAGCCCAUCGUCUCACAGAGCUGUGAAGUUGCUCUCAGCAUGCUCGAGUUUGAAAAAUCAGGAAAAUCCUUUGAGUACCUUUUCAUGGAGACACCUCAAGCUUCAUGCUAAGUGGAAUUUCUUGUUUUUCAACUUCGCUAUUCUCAAGAAACAAUGGAUGGUUCAAGAAUCAAACCCUCAACUAUUGCCGAGAUGGAAAUGAGGUUGCUCUAAUUUUGUCUACAUCUCUUUUAACUUAUGAAUUUGGCUUUCACCUUGUGAAGAUGACUUAUUUAUCGGUUCAGGUAGAGAAAAGCUAGGGUGCCUACCUACCCUCCUAUAAUCUGUUAUAAUUGAAUCAAUAUAAUUGAAACGAUACAUAAUAGAGAAAUUCAUUAUGUUAAAUAACUGGUUUCUAUAUAAAUUGUUUAGGGAUACAUUAAUUAUAAAUUUGUAUCAACUUUUGUUAUUAACAAAUCGAUUAAACUGAACCAAAAUGAUUGUUUCUUGAUGAUUCAAAAAAAUCCCAUUUCCAAUAACUAGUCCAAACUUAUCAAGACUCACAUCUUUGAGGAUGAUGGUGCGGCAGUAUUGUUAGACUUUUGAAAAUGGAAACGACUAGAUACGAUUUCAAUCAUACACUGGACUAUACCAUUUUGGAUAUUGGAAACGAACUUUAAAAAAAAAAUUCGUUGAUUUUUUAAAAUUUAGGAUUAAAUUUGUGGAUUAAAUUUUCAAAAUAUGAGAUCGGGGCAUACAAAUUUUUUUAUACUACACGUCAUUUUGAUCGUUAAGCUAUUUUUUUGUUUUGAUAAAAAUUUUAUCACUCUUCUGUUUUAUUUUCAUAUUUUAUUCUCUUCUGUAUUCGUUAUUUGAAUACCAAUUUCUUCAAUUUUGUGGCCGAAAGAAGUGACACAAAGUAGAUUUGUUUAGUGUAUAUAGAGGAAGUAGUUUUAUUUUAAAACUUAGAAAAAAUUGGAUAUAUAUCAAGAAUAUGAAAUUGAAAACAUAGAAGAGGCGGUUGAGGUUACGUGUCGAGGGUGGACAUUGGUUGGACGCCAGUGUUGAAUGUAGAUGAAUGAAUAAAGCGCAGACAAAACGUAUUAGGAAAAAUGGAAAAUGAAGAAAGAGGGAAAUGGCAAUGGUAAGGCGCAUGGGGAGUUGUACUCUCCCGACCACGCUGUUGAUGUUAAAACAGAUACACACACCAACAAUCAAACCCAUUUAUAUGCUCCCCACAACGCUCUUCAUAUAAACAACAAGGAGGUGGAAGAAGGAGAAGCCAAAAACAAGAAGGAAGAAGAAGAUGAUGUUGAGAAGCGGAAUCCCAAAUGUUCCUCCAAACUAUAGUCUAGAUUAUAGUAAUAUGAAGUACUAGGAAAUAUAAUAAGGUGCGAGGUUGUUGUGGAAUGUAAUGCGCUGAUCAAUAUAACACACAAAUCAUAUCCUCUCGAAGAAUAUUUCAUUUGCUUUAAA
Salvia hispanica is the source of this 2281-nucleotide messenger RNA. NCBI's taxonomy places the organism in Eukaryota, Viridiplantae, Streptophyta, Magnoliopsida, Lamiales, Lamiaceae. The record is from RefSeq and is a predicted model, not a curated record.